AUGGGUGGCAUAUUCUCAAAAGGAUAUCUACCCGAACUGCCAAAGGGAUCAAUGAUCAAACUUGGCAUUAUAGGUCUAGAGAACUCUGGAAAGACUACACUGUUGAACAAGUUUGUAGACUCAUCAUCAAAGAAGAGUAUAGAGUCAGUGAUAGUGUCGAUGGGAUUGAAUAUGGAGUCUAUAUAUUACAAGGGAUGGGAGGUGUUUGCAGGCGACCUAUUAUAUCCCAAUUACAUACGCAAGUCGUACAAGCCUUACCUGAUGGCAUGCGACGUUGUAAUAUUUGUGGUGGACUCGUCGGAUUUCCUGCAGAUCUCGUCGGCCAAGGAGCAGAUCGACCUGCUGCUCACAGAGAACGUCAUCGAGAGCAGCGUGUUCCUGGUGCUGGCCAACAAGCAGGACCUGAAACGACGCAUUGCGCCGGUGCAGCUGGAGAACUACCUGGAGCUGUACCGUCUCAACAUUCCCUGGAAGUGCAUUCCGACCUCGUUCGACACUGAGGUCGGCAUAGAGGACUCGAUAAAGUGGAUUUUAGAGAACGCUAUGACUCGAACUGUACCCAUUGGACUAUAG
Acytostelium subglobosum LB1 is the source of this 573-nucleotide messenger RNA. RefSeq lists its product as hypothetical. Gene Ontology annotation, cellular component: cytoplasm; trans-Golgi network. Bases 1 to 573 code for a protein of 190 amino acids. Gene Ontology annotation, molecular function: GTPase activity; GTP binding. Lineage: Eukaryota; Evosea; Eumycetozoa; Acytosteliales; Acytosteliaceae. The transcript has 2 exons. Gene Ontology annotation, biological process: protein localization to Golgi membrane; intracellular protein transport; vesicle-mediated transport. The record is from RefSeq and is a predicted model, not a curated record.